Nicotiana tabacum (common tobacco) is the source of this 2236-nucleotide messenger RNA. The record is from RefSeq and is a predicted model, not a curated record. Lineage: Eukaryota; Viridiplantae; Streptophyta; Magnoliopsida; Solanales; Solanaceae.
AAGGUGGCCAUGGUGAUGGCGCGCGGAGGGGAGAGGAGAGGAGAGAGUCUACGUACAGGAAAAAAUAAAAAGGAAUUAAAAAUAAAUAAAUUUCAUUGACCCCAAAAAAAGAAAAGAUCAAACCCAGUUUCAUCAUCAUUGUUUUCCUCCUAUAACUUCCCCUCCAUUUUGUUGUCGUUCUUGUUUCUUCCCCAAUUAAGAUCCUCUCACCAAAAAACCCUGCCAUCCUUCUCUUCUCUCUGUAUAUACAUACAAUCCGUACAUAUAAUGCAGAGAUAAGUACAUUUUUUUUUAUUGAACAUAGUUUUUCAUCAUCCAACGAAAACUCCCCAAUUUUGUUGAUUUUUUAAUUGUUCUGGGGCAAUGGCAAUGGAGGAGGGGAUUCUAGCAAUAUCUGUGGCAUCAGUGGUGGAGGAUGUUUUGCAACAACACGGGAAGCGACUGAGCGACAUUGAUUUGGCUUCUCGCAAAGCUGAGGAAGCUUCAUUGAGAAGAUAUGAAGCAGCAGGGUGGCUCAGAAAGACAGUCGGAGUGGUUGCGGCUAAAGAUUUGCCGGCGGAGCCUUCAGAAGAAGAUUUCAGACUUGGAUUGCGCAGUGGAAUUGUGCUUUGCAAUGUUCUUAAUAAAAUUCAGCCCGGUGCCGUGCAAAAAGUAGUUGAAGCACCUCCUGAUUCUGUUAAUGUCCCUGAUGGGGCAGCUCUUUCUGCGUACCAAUAUUUUGAAAAUGUCCGCAACUUCCUUGUAGCGGUUGAAGAAAUGGGGCUUGCCUCUUUCGAAGCAUCUGAUUUGGAGAAAGGAGGGAAAUCUUCCAGAAUUGUCAAUUGUGUGCUAGCACUGAAAUCAUAUGCAGAGUGGAAACAAGGAGGUGGAAGUGGAUCAUGGAAAUACAGUGGGAACUCAAAACCAUCAUCGGCAGGAAAGCAAUUUUUCCGAAGAAAUUCUGAGCCAUUCAUGAAUUCAAUCUCAAGGACUUCAUCUAUCAGCGACAAGUCUCUUGAUAGCACUGAGCCUGAUGCUCGUGAAAUGGUGAACACAGGGUCCUUGCAUAUGCUUGUUCGCGAGCUUCUCUCUGACAAGAAGCAAGAAGAUGUUCCAUUUAUUGUGGAGAAUAUGUUGAGCAAAGUUAUGGAAGAAUUUGAGCAUCGGCUAGCCAGCCAAAGUGAACAGUUGAAGACCUCCCAUAAAGAGACAGCUGUUUCAACUACCGAUGGAUCUCCCUUGGAGCUUACACGUGAGGAGACGCAGGUCGCAAUGGUCAAGGAUGAAGAAAAAGCAGCCUCUGAAGGGACAUGCGACAGGAUAAACAUAAAUGAUGGUGUAUCAACAACACAGGUUGUAAAGCAGCUUAUGCUGGUUGAACAACAGCAUAGAGAAGUACAGCAAUUGAAAUCUACUCUCCAUGCUGCUAAAGUAGACAUGCAGUUUCUUCAACUGAAAUAUCAGGAGGAAGUCAGCAAUCUAGGUAAACAUCUGCAUGGUUUAGCUCACGCUGCUUCGAGUUACCAAAAGGUUCUGGAGGAAAAUCGAAAGCUUUACAAUCAAGUGCAAGACCUUAAAGGGAACAUCAGAGUGUAUUGCCGGGUGCGACCAUUCUUGCCUGGCCAACAAAACGGUCUAAGCACUGUGGAUCACAUAGAUGACGAGAAUAUUACAAUAACUACUCCUUCAAAGUAUGGAAAAGAGGGAAAGAAAUUAUUCACUUUUAACAAGGUCUUUGGUCCUUCUGCAACCCAAGCGAAAGUGUUUGCAGAUACACAGCCUUUGAUCCGGUCUGUUCUUGAUGGCUUCAAUGUUUGUAUCUUUGCUUACGGACAAACAGGAUCAGGGAAAACACAUACGAUGACUGGCCCAUCAGAUCUCACGAAGGAGACCCUUGGUGUGAAUUACAGGGCAUUGAGUGAUCUAUUCCUUAUCUCAGAACAGAGAAGAGAUGUUAUUUCUUAUGAUAUUUCAGUUCAGAUGGUUGAGAUUUAUAAUGAGCAAGUCAGAGAUCUCCUUACCCCAGAUGGUGUUAACAAAAAAGUAGAAAUUCGUAAUAGUUCCCAGAAGGGUUUCAAUGUACCUGAUGCAAAUCUUGUUCCGGUAACAUCAACUUCUGAUGUAAUGAAUCUGAUGAACCUUGGGCACAAGAAUCGUGCAGUGAGUGCUACUGCCAUGAACGACAGAAGUAGUCGCUCUCACAGUUGCCUUACAGUUCAUGUUCAAGGAAGAAACAUGACAUCUGGUGCAAUUCUUC